AUGAGCCCCCUCCAUGUGGAGAAGGUGGAUGACGGGGAGGGCGCCGGCGCCGACGAGAUCGCGCUGGAUGGCGACGGCUCGCUGGACGACACGCUCGGCUACGUGGCUGAGUUCGAGAGCUUCGGCACCGCCGACCCGCUGCCCGUGCUGCCCCCCGGGCCUUCGCAGCGGCUGAUGGACGACGGCAGCUCGCAAGGCUGCGUGCCGGCCGAGACGUGCGCCGUCUGUGGCGCGCGCUACCACCACCGGCGCAACCUGGCCGAACACAUGAAGCGGCACCUGGGCCGCACCACCUGCCUCAUCUGCCGCCAGGAGUUCGCCAUGACGUUCACCCUGCGCCGGCACAUGGUCAACCGACACGGCCUGGCCGCCGAGGAGGUGGGCCGACUCACCAACAAGCGGCGCAGCGGCUACGGCAUUAAAAAAAUGUGGCUGCACCCACUGGACAACUUCCAGUGCGCCUACUAA
This is a messenger RNA of Pollicipes pollicipes, 468 nucleotides long. RefSeq lists its product as uncharacterized. The record is from RefSeq and is a predicted model, not a curated record. The transcript has 5 exons. Lineage: Eukaryota; Metazoa; Arthropoda; Thecostraca; Pollicipedomorpha; Pollicipedidae. The coding region runs from base 1 to 468 and encodes 155 amino acids.